AUACCUGAGAGUUGUAGAUUUAAAGCCAUAUCACACAUCAAUAUCAAGCAGUAGCUAAUGAGAUGUGAAAUAGAUCAUGCAUUUGAUGUUUAAAUUAGUGAGUUUGGUAGUACUUUUUGGAACUAUACAGGCCUAUUGCCCCCAAUGUCAGGAAGCAGAAGAAGUGAUCCUUAAUUGCUACGGCAAAUACUUUCGUUGCGUCAACGAAACCAAUUAUUACCAAUGCGCAAACUAUGGCCCUGUAACACUAGCCUUUUCAAGUCAAGCAGUUCAGACUUGCCCUAUAGGGUUAGUGUGUGGUGAUGCAAAUCCAUGGGAGUGCGUAGCACCGGAGGAAAGUAGUACUGAAUGUCCUCCAGAAGAUGAAACGACAAUUACAGUAACACAAACCACAUCAAGUGUCCCGAUCUCCACGCAUAGCUCAAACUUUACCGACAUUUCGUUUACGAUAACACCUGCGACCUCAUCCCCCUCUACGGCAGAUCCUUCGGCUUCAACAUCCAGUAAAUCAGAAACUACAACGUCUGGUUCAACUUCUUCAGCUGAGACUUCGCAGAAAGUCACGUCAAAAAUACCUUCUGAUCCAGAAAUUGUAACAACCAGCAAAUCCGAAGUUACUGCAACUAGUAGCACAUCAGCACCAAGUACAACAGAAGCAGUUACUUCAAAGUCAGACUCCACGACUCAAACUAGUACUACCGUUGGUGCCACAAGCACAGUACUGGCAGAAAGUACUACAGGAGGAGCUUCCCAAGGGACUGACACAGAUAGCACAACAAGCAGUGAUUCAACUAAGACAACGGCAGCUUCAACAUCCAUUAAAUCAGAAACAACCACAGCUGGCACAACUUCUGAAGAAGUCACAUCUGAAGGUUCAUCUGAUCCUGAAAUUGUAACAAGCAGCAAAUCUGAAGUGUCAACAUCUGAUAGCACAACCGUAUCAAAUGCAACAGAAGCAGUUAAUUCAAAGUUAGAAACGACGAGUCAAACUAGCACUACCGCUGAUGCCACAAGCACGCUUCUGGCAGAACGUACUACCGAGAGAGCUUCCCAGGAGACUGACACAGAUAGUACCAGAAACAGUGAUUCAGCUAAAACCAUCUGGUUCAACUAAUGAAGAAGUCACAUCUGAAGUUUCUUCUGACCCUGAAAUUGUAACAACCAGCAAAUCUGAAGUUUCUACAUCUGAUAGCACAAUCGCAUCAAAUGCAACAGAAGCAGUAAGUUCAAAUGCAGACUCCACGACUCAAACUAGUACUACUGUUGGUGCCACAAGCACAGUACCAGCAGAAAUUACAACCGGAAGAGCUUCCCAGGAGACUGACACAGAUAGUACAACAAACAGUGAUUCAACUAAAACAACGGCAGCUUCAACAUCGAGUAAAGCAGAAACAACCACAUCUGGUCCAACUAAUGAAGAAGUCACGAGCUCCACAUCAGAAAAAAUAGCGGAAAGUGAUAUCACAACAGAAAUGCCGACAUCAAUUGCCGGUGAGGCGACAACUACAUUCGACGAGUUUGCCGAGGGUACAGACGAUACUACAGGUUCUCCAAGUAGUGAUUCACAAGUAUUUACAACAUCAUCGGUCAAAACCAGUGGCUCUACUGACAAAUCGGGUCAAGUAAACUCAUCAGAGGGAACUGCUGCUACUCCUGAUGAGUCGAUAACUAGUACAGCUGGCACUAGUACAGAUAGCAACGCGACAGUGUCGUUCAGAUGUAUAGCUCCCGGUAAAUUUGCAGACACAAGUGAUUGCAGAAAAUAUCAUUUGUGCAUCGACUUAUUUGACCAAUUUAUUGAUUUGGAAGGAAACUGCCCACCAGGCACCGUUUUCGAUUCAAGUAGUUUGCUUUGCACUACUUCCCCAGUGCAAUGUCCUGGAGAAACACCACUUUCUUGCACAAGCAGCGGGACUUUUUCACAUCCGGAAAAGUGCAACCGCUAUUAUUCUUGCAGUUGGAACUAUAUCUUCAAUAAAUACGACUUGAAGCAGUACCUGUGUGAGCCAAACCAACAGUAUGAUGUAGAUGAACAGAAAUGCGUUACUUCGUUGUCGUGCUCUUUCGAUAAAGUGGAAGAGUUCCAGUGCAGAGAAGUGGGCAAUUUUCCAGUAGAAUACAACUGCAAAAACUUUUAUAAUUGUCAGUUGAGUACAAGCAUCACUUUUAUAAAAACAGUAAAAACUUGUGGAGAUACAGCACUGUUUGAUAGAGUCCGAAGAAGGUGUCGUAUUAUGUGUUUAGUCACGAAUUGUCCUUUCAACAAUAUUGAUCUGUUGGAGUAGUGGGUUACGAGUAACAUUGUUAAUUUUUUAAUUGAAUUAUUGUUAUUACUAUUAUUAUUGAUGUUUAUUCAUACUAUAUAUGUAAUAAAAUGCAAUACAAUUAUUUAUUUGUUAUUGUA
Molecule: messenger RNA, 2404 nt
Organism: Dendroctonus ponderosae (mountain pine beetle)
Lineage: Eukaryota; Metazoa; Arthropoda; Insecta; Coleoptera; Curculionidae
Product: serine-rich adhesin for platelets
Cellular component (GO): extracellular region
Molecular function (GO): chitin binding
Source: RefSeq, a predicted model, not a curated record